This is a messenger RNA of Olea europaea var. sylvestris, 2787 nucleotides long. RefSeq names its product external alternative NAD(P)H-ubiquinone oxidoreductase B1, mitochondrial-like. The transcript has 5 exons. Gene Ontology annotation, molecular function: NADH dehydrogenase activity. The record is from RefSeq and is a predicted model, not a curated record. The coding region runs from base 161 to 1255 and encodes 364 amino acids. NCBI's taxonomy places the organism in Eukaryota, Viridiplantae, Streptophyta, Magnoliopsida, Lamiales, Oleaceae.
CAUUGAUUUUAAGUUUUUCAUAUAGUAAUCAAGACUGCUCUUUGAUCUACUAAUGGUUAUGCUGGAUAUAUGUAUAUCUUCAACAAAUAUCUCAUUAUUUAUCAAGUUCUUGAUGGAUGUAGCUAUGAGAACCCAAUUGGCCACUUAAGAUGACAAUAACAUGAGAAGUUCAUUAGUUUCAUUAAUAUCUUGCAUUUUACCUCCAUUGAAAUUGAAUUCUACUGGGUGUUACAGUAGUGGAGGGCUCAUUGCUUGCGCGGACUCACCUUCAGAAGGUGGAAAAUCAAUUGUCAAACUCAAUCAAAAGGUACCACAGAAGAAAAAGGUUGUGGUUAUAGGAACAGGAUGGGCUGGUACUAGCUUUCUGAAGGAUCUGGAUAUUUCUUCCUACGAUGUUCAGGUGGUUUCACCUAGGAAUUACUUUGCUUUCACCCCUUUGUUAUCGAGUGUCACAUGUGGAACAGUUGAGGCGCGAAGUAUUGUAGAACCUGUUCGAAACAUAAUAAAGAGAAAUGGGGAAAUUAAUUUCUGGGAAGCAGAAUGCCUCAGGAUUGAUCAAGCAAACAGAAAGGUUUUCUGUCGGUCCACUAUUGAUGAAAAUUUAGCAGGAAAUAAUGAAUUCUCUCUACAAUAUGAUUAUUUAAUUCUAGCAAUUGGAGCACAAGUAAACAUAUUUAACACUUCUGGUGUUUUGGAGCAUUGCCAUUUUUUGAAGGAAGUAGAGGAUGCUCAAAAGAUCCGUAGGACUGUAAUCGAUUGCUUUGAAAAAGCUGUCCUUCCAGGGCUGACUAAAGAAGAGCGGAAAACUCACAUCCACUUCGUAGUAGUCGGAGGGGGUCCAACUGGCAUAGAAUUUGCAGCUGAACUUCACGACUUUGUUCAUGAAGAUUUAGUCAACAUAUAUCCAUCAGUUAAAGAUUCAGUGAAUAUCACAGUAAUACAAUCUGGAGAUCAUAUCUUGAACUCGUUCGAUGAAAGGAUCAGCUCAUUUGCUGAACGGAAGUUUCGAAGGAAUGGUAUUCAAGUUUUGACAGGACACUGCGUACUUAGUGUUUCUGAUAGAUUGAUUAACAUGAAAAACAAAGCUACUAGAAAUGAUGAUUCAAUGCCGCAUGGGAUGGUGGUAUGGUCAACCGGUGUUGGCACUCGUCCAGUUGUCAAGGAUUUUAUGGAACAAGUUGGACACGUAUGUUUUAUGUUCUUGUUACAUAUAUUGAGACCUAUGUACAUUUGUUGUUGCUGUUAUUGCGUGUAACUAUAAUGUUUCUGAUCUCAAUUUAGCUGACUGUUAGAUCUAAUAACCAUUAUCGUAUAUCUGUUAUUCUUUAUGCAGGGUAGUAGGCAUGUUCUAGCAACUGAUGAAUGGUUGUGAGUGAAGGGAUGUGAGAAUGUGUAUGCCCUUGGUGAUUGUGCCACUAUCGAUCAGAAAAAAAAAUUAUGGUAAUUUAGAUAGUAGUAACACAAGAUGGGAAUUUAUUUGUUUGGGAUAUAGGUUCAAUAUAUUUCUAUCAAUCACAAUUAGUCCUUUUCUGGAGUUUGAAAGUUCAAUUUAUGAAAUCAGAAUCUCGUCAAUAUUACCAAAACAAUACUAACAAGGCAGUCACCAAUCUCUUUAUUGUUAUCUCAAGUUUUUAUCCUAGACAAAUUUUAGUAGAAUAUGUAUGGGAUUUUUUACAUUAAAUAAAAAAUAAUGAAGAAAAUAUAACAUUAAUAUACCAGAUGAUAUUGUAAUUUUACCUUACCAAUUUAUAUUCCAAACUUUCUAAAAAUGGAAGCAAGUGAAAAAGGCAUUUCUCAAGUUUAUGAAUAUGUCAUAACUCUGCAAAAAUAGUGCUUGCUAUUUUACAGGGAAACCUUUUGCAUGGAAAAGAUAGUUGUUGGUUGACUAAACCUGGAAUUUCAGAAAGAUGUCCUACUUAAUUUACUUCCAUCAAGUUACACAUGAUAAUUUUGAGAUUUUAUAUGUUGUCUUGCAAAUGAAGAUACGAUUCUUUUACAAUGCCGUACUAUUGCUUUUCUGGAAGAUAUCUCGGAAAUAUUUAAAGCUGCGGAUAAAGAUAAUUCUAGCACCCUAACUAUAGAAGAAUUCCAAGAUGUAAUUGAAGAUGUCAUCAUCAGAUACCCUCAAGUGGAACUGUAUCUGAAGAGCAAGCAUCUAUUUGACGUAGCUGGCUUACUAAAAGAUACAGAUGGUAGUGAUAGGCUGGAGGUAGAUAUUGAAGGGUUCAAAUUAGCACUAUCGCAUGUUGAUACAUAGAUGAAAAGUCUUCCAGCUACUGCACAAGUUGCAGCUCAACAAGGUGCAUAUGUAUCGAGGUGCUUUAACAUAUGGGAGAAAUGUAAAGACAAUCCAGAAGGCCCUCGUAAAUUCAUAAUUUCGUCCUUUUCGGUACGCCUCUCUCUCUGCCUACCAUAUUUUCAAUUUGUUAUUUUUCCCUAAAAUUUCUUAAUAACUAAACUUCCAAAUCAAAAAUAAUCUAAAAAGAUAUUUUAAAAUUAAUGCAAGACUAGUUAUGAACUUUUCCCACUUAUCCGAAAUAUUUAGCCUGCUUUCUGAUUUUUAUCAGCUGAUGAGAUUAGAUUGGAUAUUUUACUACUGAAUCAUCAGAAACUUUUAUUCUGAGUGUCACGUAACUUUUGGGUCCAAAAUUAGCUACCACUUAGCGAAGGACAAAACCGGUUAUAUUGGACUAUAAUGCCAGGAGAUAUGGUGUAUAAGAAGUUCGAGAAAGAUUUUCUACUUCUUCCGAGGUACAAAUUGUUUAAGCAAAAUAAGAGUUAUUUAUU